AUCCCAAUGGCUGUAUCCUCCUCCGACUGCCCCUUGGCUCCCAAGAGAUAGAUUUGCUUCUCCAUCCCCACACAUACCUCAUCAAUGGCUGACUACAGAAAAGGGAGAGGCCGUUCUCAGCCCAGAGCUGCCGCCUGAGCCCCCAGAGGGCUGCCGCCUGUCUGGCCCACCAGUGAUCCCAAGCUGGGGCCACACUAGGUGCACAGGGGGUGCCUGGAGUUAUCUGUCACAGCUGCCCUUGGGAGAGCCUCACCCUUACGUCCCUGGUCCCUGGUGUAGUCAAGGCGAUGCUGCCUCCAAGGAAGGAGCAGGUGCUGCCACAGAACGCCAUCGUGCCUCCCAGGCACCACCCCCAGGACCUCUCACAGCUUGUGGACUCCCCUCCCUGCAGCCCCCAGCCUGUCUCCCCCAUCCAGUCACAGGCCCACCCCAAACCACCUGCCACUUUCUCCCCUCCUGCACGAGCCCAUCCUCCUGCCCCCCAACUCUGUUCUUCUGACUCCAAUUCAGAUCUAGCUCCACAUCCCUCCUCCCCCUCCCUCCCCAGCUCCCCCACUUUCUUUCACCAGAAUUCCCUCUUGCUCUCCCUCCAACGCUCCUCCUCUCCCUCCAGCUUCUUGCUCUACCCCUCUCCUCCCCUUACUCCCUCCUCUGCAUUCUCUCAGCCCCAGAACUCCUCUCCCCGCUCACGCUCACGGGGCCAGACUCCCUCAAGGCCUGAAGACCUGCUGAGCUCCACACUCCCUUCCCCAAGUCCCAGCCUUCCUUCUCCUGCUGCCAACUGUAACAGGAAGACAUGGAACUGGAGUCAUCAGCACAGGGACAGCGGGUCUCCUGGGGAGGCAGGGGGAUGCGUGGCAAGCGAGAGGGAUCCUGCAGAGUUCAGGGACCCAGGGGCACUUGCCCAGGCCCUGGUGGUCCACCUGGGGCACCGCCGCAUCGCACACGACCUGCGGCUACUGCUUCUGCAGCGCCUGUGGCUAGGCAGAACUGGCCGGGCCCCAGUUGUGGAGUACCCCAUAUGCCUGGUGUGCCUCCGGCCCCGCAGCCCCUCAUGCCCCGUCCCCAGAUACAAGUCUGGCCCCCGGCUGCUGGCCUUCCCCCAACUCCUGCCCUGUGGGCCAGGCCAGGAAUCCGGGACACUCCGCAUAGGCAUUGGCUUCGGCCUCCGCCUGCCUCGGGGCCAGGCCAGGGCCUUACAUCUGUUGCCAGAAAGAAGGUCGGGGCAAACAAGGGGCCAGGGCGAGGCCGGUCAGGCCCAUCAGCAACAAGCACGGGCAUUUCCAGCCCGGGCAGACCCGGCCCCGGGCACACCGUCCUCCCAAGCCAGGAGCCACAAGUCUGCAAGCCUUCACUCACCAAACUCCACUCAAUGUUCAGGGCCUCCCCUGCAGGUGCCAAAACAGGCCGCUGCCUCCCCAAAGCCCAGGCACCCUCCUACUCCAAGGAGGCCUGUUUCUUCAGAGUCCAGGUUCCCCAAGUCACCAGUCUAGUUCUGGAGCCACGGAAGCUCCUGGGAGCAGCUCCUCCAAAUCCCACCCUCCCCGCCAGGCCCCAGAUCUCCCACCGUCCCAGAGAUACCCUGAAGGGCUGGCUGGCCGGAAGUCAGGUGUGUGGUCCUGUCCUGAAUCCUGGAAGCCCCCUGUGGAGUCUGCUGUCUCCUGGCUGAAGUGACCCCACUCAGCCUUCAGUGCAUUCAAUAAAAACCUGCCCCCGUGGAA
Molecule: messenger RNA, 1721 nt
Organism: Ochotona princeps (American pika)
Lineage: Eukaryota; Metazoa; Chordata; Mammalia; Lagomorpha; Ochotonidae
Gene: PRR30
Product: proline rich 30
Exons: 1
Coding region: 288-1493 (401 amino acids)
Source: RefSeq, a predicted model, not a curated record